Messenger RNA from Polychytrium aggregatum, 1043 nucleotides. Its product is annotated as dolichol-phosphate mannosyltransferase-like protein. Lineage: Eukaryota; Fungi; Chytridiomycota; Chytridiomycetes; Polychytriales. The transcript has 3 exons. The coding region runs from base 69 to 872 and encodes 267 amino acids. Gene Ontology annotation, molecular function: dolichyl-phosphate beta-D-mannosyltransferase activity. The record is from RefSeq and is a predicted model, not a curated record. Gene Ontology annotation, cellular component: endoplasmic reticulum membrane. Gene Ontology annotation, biological process: GPI anchor biosynthetic process; protein O-linked glycosylation via mannose.
CUUUCCCCAGGCCCACGGCCAACCCCGUCCCUGUCGCCAUCUGUCCACCGCAAUCCGCCUCUGCCUGCAUGCAGCAGCACUGGACGCCCGAUAGACCUGCUUCCGCCCCCGCCCCCGCCCCGACCUCUGUUUCCGUGCCCAUCCUCCCUGCCGACAUGUCCUCCAAGUACUCCGUCCUGCUCCCCACCUACAACGAGCGGGAGAACCUGCCCAUCAUCACCUGGCUGAUUGUCAACUCGAUGGAGGAGGCCAAGCUCGACUACGAAAUCAUCAUCAUUGACGACAAUUCUCCCGACAACACCAUCGAAGUUGCACGCCAGCUCCAGAGCACCUAUGGCGAGGACCGCAUUCUUCUCCGUCCUCGUGCUGGCAAGCUCGGCCUCGGCACUGCCUACGCCCACGGCAUCCAGCACUCGACCGGAACCCAUGUCAUCAUCAUGGACGCCGACAUGUCCCACCACCCCAAGUUCAUCCCCGAGUUUAUCCGACUCCAGCAGCAGCACAACUACGAUAUUGUCACCGGAACCCGCUAUGUCUCCGGAGGCGGUGUCCACGGCUGGGAUCUGCGAAGAAAGCUCACGUCCCGUGUCGCCAACUACCUUGCGUCGGUGCUGCUGGACCCUGGAGUCAGCGACCUGACGGGAAGCUUCCGUGUCUAUCGCAAGGAUGUCCUCGACAAGCUGAUCAAGGCCACAAAGUCCAAGGGCUACGUUUUCCAGAUGGAGAUGAUGGUCCGCGCCCGCCAGAUGGGCUUCACGAUCGGCGAGGUGCCCAUCACCUUUGUUGACCGAGUCUUUGGAGAGAGCAAGCUCGGUGCCGAUGAGAUUGUGCAGUACCUGAAAGGCCUGUGGUCGCUCUUUAUCGAUGUUUGAUGUGUCUGCAGGUCACCGAGGAUGGCGCUGCUGAUUGCCGCCGCCCACCCCGGAUCGCUCUGCCUCUGCACGCACACCCAAUAUCUCCUCGUUGCCGUUGCUGUCGCUGUGCCGUGCAGCUGUUUCGAGAAAUGCUUCGAGAAAUAGCAUAUCCGCUCCUCACCGACCCCA